GGCAGAGAGAGGCGGAGAGAGGGAUAGGUUGGGAUGGAGAUAAAGGGAGGGCUCCAGAAAAAAAGAGUAAAGCCCCCUCCGGUCACCUGAAUGGCAGAGUUUGCACUAGGUUGACAAGUAGGAGGACUACUGCUGUAUGGAGACUUUUCAUUCUGAGCCCUGGAGAAAGAAGAUUGGAAGACUGGACACUAGAGAAGAAGACAAGAGGUGUAUACAGGACAGGUCAUUGUCCAUUUCUUUAUUUACUGUGGUCAAUUGCAGUAUGUUUACUGUUCAGUACACUAAGGCUUACUGGGACUGUGGACAUCACCAGCAACCAGAAGCAGGACAAGAAAUGUUGUAAGAGGACAACUGAGGCUUCUAAUUGGAUGGAAAAUGCACUGAAUGGACAAAAAUGAGCAUAUUUCAGACAGUCAAGAGGCAGUGAGUGGACCUUGGUCAAUGGUAACUUCUCACAAACCACAAUCUGGAACCUGUUGUAGACUUAAUCUCGUUUGAUUGGACUAAACUAACACCUGAUCUGCACUAAAUGAACACCAGGUCCUCCUGGUCUGGACUAAAUGACUUACAGCUUAAGGACCAGGCCAAGAAUCCAUCCCACAAUCCUAAAUGGCAACAUUGGACUCCAUCAAAAACAGCAUCAUAAAAAUGACUCUGGAAGAUCAAAGAUUGGUGGCAAGGCCUGUUAGCAUCUAUUUUUUAAGUAAUUUAAACAAGGAUGGAUCAGCAGAACUCGUAAAACAUGACUUUGAAGAUUGACUCUAAUCACUGGAUAGUUUUAAAGAUAGAACUUUUUAAAACUCGAUGCUAAAGAAUCUAAUGAGGGAGGGGUUUGAUGAUCAGUUGACUGGAUGCAUCAUUUGGGUACAGGCGCUCAUGUCUGAGGAAAGGUGAGGGUACAUGCGUGCGUUUGUGGGCGUGACGCCUGUGGAUGACUGACCUCUGCGUGUCCCCUGGUGGUGGGAUGUUGGCUGUGAAGCGAUACGUGUCAGGGGUUCCAGCCCCGGCUGGGAAGGAGUGGUGUUUUGAGUUCCCGGUGGGGGUGGACUGCAGUGACCCCGAGCCACGCUGCAUAUGGCUGGCGGUUUUAAGGAACGUCAAAGUCCGGCCCAACCGCUCUCGGGUCCCCAGGAGGGACAUGCUGCACUGGCGUCUUCGUAGGGCAAAAGGGAGGAGAGAUGGAGUUCCAUCGUCCAACGAGAACGCUCGUCCACUGUCUGGGGAGGGCGUGGCGUGGAAGGGUCCUCGUACUGUGGUCCUGCAGAAGAACUCUCAGGGCUUUGGCUUUACACUGCGCCACUUCAUAGUGUAUCCGCCAGAAUCCGCCCUUCACACCUCUCUGAAGGACGAGGAGAAUGGCAAUGGGAAAGGGAAUCAGAGGGGGCGUCUUGAGCCCAUGGACACUAUAUUUGUGAAGAAUGUGAGGGAGAAAGGUCCUGCCCACCAAGCUGGGCUUUGCACAGGUGACCGACUGGUGAAAGUGAAUGGGGAGAGUGUUCUGGGGAAAACGUACUCUCAGGUUAUAGCACUGAUCCAAAACAGUGAGAGUGUGUUGGAGCUGUCCAUCAUGCCAAAGGAUGAGGAUGUGCUCCAGUUGGUAAGUGCGUACUCUCAGGAUGCGUAUCUGAAAGGGAACGAGCCGUACACUGGAGGGGCCAGGAACCUUCCAGAGCCUCCUCCAAUAAGCUACACACGCAGCAAACCUGCUACUGCCGGCCAGCCUGACAACCUCAACUGUAGACCAACUGGCCCGGCCGUCCCCUUGGACAACGGCACUGGGGGUGCAGGACACCGCCCGGAUGCGCCAGUCCGUCACGUUCUAGGUCACCACCGAGCUCGCUCCUCAUCCUCAGUAGGUAUCAACCCAUUGGACUUCCACUUCGCCAACCACAAUGCGGCCAUUGCCUCUGCCUCGUUGCCUCACCCACGGAAGAACAGCCUGCCACAGACACGCAGCGACCUGUGCCACCAGGCCUUGUGCGACUGGUACUACAGCCAAGCUGCUGAGCGCCCUGGGCUGCCUGUGUCCUCCCGACACCGCAGUGUCUCCCAGGACAGGCUGGCCGAGCUGGGACUGGCACUAGGUGGGCGUGAAGGCUGGCCUCACAGCGCCUCUCAAGACACUUUGCUUCUGCACUACGGAGCGGCCAUGGGGGCCAACCACUCAGACUCAUACUGGCUGAGCAGGUGGGGGCCUCCUGCCGCCUCCAACCGCUCCUGCUCAGAAAACCUACUCGCUGCUUAUGCUGCGUACGAACAAAGCUAUGGACGUUCAUUAGAGACCCUGGACCAGGCAGCCGCUCUGGUCUCUCCUCGCUACGACAGGUCAGCCUUGCCUCAACACCAGCAGAGCAGCCAGCCUAUCAGGACAGAGGAACGGCCUAACUCAGGCAGUCAGCGGCCACUUGUUUCCGCAACUGUGCCCCCCUCAGGUCGGGGCUCCAGCCAUAUCCAGCAGCAGACUGCCUCUCAAUCUCAGCCUAGACGCGUGCCCACACAGACAGUAGAUGACCAAACCGUGGGCUACCGUAGCUAUAGUCCCUCUUUCUGCCGCAAAGCAGGCCACCUCAUGCAGCAGGCACACUCCUUUAAGGAUUCUUCCUAUGCAGGACCUCACCUGAGCUGGACUUCCACACCCAAAAGCAGCCCCCCAGACAGCUCCAGCACAGCAGCUUCGGGCAGAGAGUCAUCCCCUCUGUCUGUGGCGUCCACCGCUGAGACACAAGAUUCAAAAACAAGCUCGGGAGCUGGAGGGGCAGUGGAGGAGCCUGUUCAAGCUCAGACACAAGAGGUCGUCCUCAGACAAAAGCCCCCCAUUGGCAGGCGCGCACCUCACGCAAUGCGCCACCCCAAUUACUCUCUGCCUGUGGACUCCCCCGAGCAUUCUGCAGCCUCAGCCCCUGCAGCGCGGCAAGGAGAACCCGCAAGCCGAACCAACGGCAGUCUGCAAGCCCUGCCUGUGGAGCAGGACUCCCUGGCGUCUAUUCCCUUUAUAGAUGAACCCACCAGUCCCAGUGUAGACCUGCUUGCCCAGCACGUUUCCGCCUCCUCCGUGGUGUCCAGCGGCCUUUGUCAGGCUCCUGCACUUUCCGGCCGGCCCGAAUCUCCCUCCCUCACCUCCCCUCUCACCCACCUCCUUCACACAGACAGCAGCAACGUCAAGAACAGCCGUCGUUCGUCGUACCUGCUGGCCAUCACAACCGAGCGCUCAAAAUCAUGUGACGAGGGUCUGAACACGUUCAGAGAGGAGGGCAGAGUAUUCUCGAGAUUACCAAAAAGAGUCAAAAGCUUUUUUACAGAUGGGUCCCUGGAGAGUCUGCGAGCAGCGGAGGAGGCACGCUCCAAACGCCACUCCACCUCCGAGCUGGGCAGCAUCACGCUCACAGACAUCAGGAAGGAGGGCUGGUUACACUACAAACAAAUCCUCACAGAGAAGGGAAAGAAAGUGGGCGGUGGCAUGCGGCCGUGGAAACGGGUGUACUCCGUGUUGCGCACCCAUUCACUUUUCCUCUACAAGGACAAGAGAGAGGCGGUGCUCCACAGCGCCGGGUCGUUAGGUCACGGCCACAGCAAUCAGUCGGAGGAUGAACAGCCAAUCAGCAUUCGCGGGUGCUUGAUUGACAUCGCCUACAGUGAGACGAAGCGGAAGCACACUCUGCGGCUGACCACGCAGGACUUCUGCGAGUACCUACUGCAGGCGGAGGACAGGGACGACAUGCUGAGCUGGAUCCGUGUCAUCCGAGAAAACAGCAAAACUGACAAUGAGGAGCUGGGAUUUUCCAGACAGGCUCUUAUCAAUAAAAAACUGAAUGACUACAGGAAACAAAGCCCAACAGGUAACAAGCCGGAUACAUCUCCAAGAGUCCACCGGAUGAUGCAGCCGUUUCUUCUGUCCAAGACGGAUAACACCUCCGGAGCGAAUCGUGCCCCCAAAUCAGACGGCAAGGAGGAGAGCAGUCCUCCUAAGGCUCCGUGGAGCAUCAACAUUAUGAAGAAGGGAAAGAAAACGGGACCUAAGGCCUUUGGAGUCAGGUUGGAGGAUUGCCCGCCGGGUGCCAAUAAUAAGUUUGUUCCUCUGAUUGUGGAGAUCUGCUGUGGUCUGGUGGAACAAAUGGGUCUGGAGUACACGGGCAUUUACAGAGUGCCUGGAAACAAUGCAAUGGUCUCCACGUUACAGGACCAGCUCAACAAGGGCAUGGACAUCAACACUGCUGAAGAGAGAUGGCAGGACCUGAACGUAAUCAGCAGUCUCCUGAAGUCUUUCUUUAGGAAGCUUCCAGAACCUCUUUUCACUGAUGACAAAUACAAUGAUUUCAUUGACGCCAACCGGUUAGAAGAUGCAGGAGAUCGACUGAAGACCAUGAGAAAACUGAUCCGUGACUUGCCUGAUCAUUACUACCACACACUUAAAUUCCUGAUUGGUCACCUGAAGAACGUGGCUGAUAAUUCGGAAAAGAAUAAGAUGGAACCCAGAAACCUCGCUCUGGUGUUUGGCCCCACACUGGUGCGUACCUCAGAGGACAACAUGACGGACAUGGUCACGCACAUGCCUGACCGCUACAAGAUUGUGGAAACACUCAUUCUGCACUUUGCCUGGUUCUUCAGUGAUGCACUGGAUAAAGAUGAGAAGACCCCUGAGGACCAACGAGACGAGCAGCCAGUUCCAAAUAUUGACCACCUGCUCUCCAACAUUGGCAGAACAGCACCACUGGGGGAUGCCUCAGAUUCCACCAACAGCGAUUCAGCUAAAUCCAAGGGAUCUUUGAGUUCAAAGAAAGACGUGAGUGCCAAGGACUUUCUUCCCCUGUCCAUCAUAUCAGCCGUGACCCGGAAGAGAAAGAAGCACCAGAGCGCCUGCCCUGCGGACAGCAGCAGUGACGAGGACUCUGAGCACGAACCGGUGAAAGCCAGCAACUACAGAGAGCUGGGGGAGGGAGGGGGGAGUGACGAGGGGGACGGGGAUGCAGGGUGUGCUCCUUUAAACUCAGAAAAUCAGACCAAAGAGGAGGUGGAGGAGAAUGGAGGAGAGCAGGUCAUGGGGUCACAUGAAGAGGCGGGACAGGAAGUGGGGGGAGCAGAGGAUGCAGCUUGCCAGCAGGAGGAGGAGGAGGAUGAUGAUGAUGAUGGUAUACAGGUGGACACAGGUCCGAGGGCACAGCCGCGUCCUCGUAGCUUCCUCUACUCACACCAAAGUUCCAUAGGUAUAAGAGCCACAGGCAGUCCUGCUAGCCCCUCCUCUUCCUCCUGCCCUAGCAGCGCUCACAGAACUGGUCAGACAAACCCUGUGACCAGGAAGAAGCUCCGCGGAGAAAGGGUUCGCCCUCGCUCUCUGUAUGGCGAGGAUGUGGGGAUGGAACGGGCCGCUGUGGGACUGUCCUGGGUCAAAGCCUCACUUGUCCGGGGGCAGGAGAGGCUGCUUCAGGCCAUGUCCCCCAGCCGCGAUCCCUCCGUCCAGCAGGGAUGGCUGGGCCAGAUGCAGGCCAACCUUCUGUCCUCGGCCAACGACCUGUGGAGGUCAGGUGCCCAGCGGCGGCACGGCUCCCCAGAGACAAGACGCAGGCGGAGAGACUGGAGGCGCCACACUGUGGUGGGCAGCGUGCCGGGGGAAGGCUGACAAAUCACAUGAAAGCACCCUUUAAGCUAAUAGAUUAACCCAGUUGCUCCUGAAACUGGUCCUGCAGAACCUCAGGGCUACACAUUUUAUUCAUUAUCCCUGCUCCAACACUCCCAUAUCACAAAAGGAAGGACAUGUAAUAACCUAGUGUUUUCCAAUCUAUUCUCUAUCUGCUGCAUCCGUACCACAGCCUCUCCCACAGACAAUUAUUUUUAUGUCUGUCCCUGCAAUAAGAAAUGAACAGCAAAUCUACCGCAUUAGACAGUUGCUGAAUUCCAUCAGAAUACAUUUAUGCAAAAUUUAGAAUGUGUUUCUAAAUUAAGUUUGAGUCAUUUAUUUUGACAUAGACAUAGGACUGUUUUUCCAAAGAAGGAUUUGUUGUCCUUGUUACAAGCGAAGUUAUGUAGGUGGGGUUUCCUUAACCCACCUGAUCUGCAUGAUAAAUACCAGAACACCAUAUUGAAAGCAAAAGUAGCCUGUGAAAAAACACCCAAACUGCUAUUUGUCAUUUAAGAGAGAAGAUAUGAUCAAGAUUAAUAGAACAUAUGGCAUCUUAAAAGGUCCAUAUGAUACACUUCUGUAGUCACUUUGUUUCAACAUUUUAACAAGUCCUUAUAUGGUUUUACUUGGCAAUUUCCCAACCUUUUCAGCCAAAUCUGUUUUAUUAUUACAUUUAUUUUACUGUUUCUUUAAGUUCCUUGGAUAUACAGCUCUAAAAAAAUCAAGAGACCACUUCAGUUUCAGAAUCAGUUUUUCUGAUUUUGCUAUUUAUAGGUUUAUGUUUGAGUAAAAUGAACAUUGAACAUUGUUGUUUUAUUCUUUAAACUACAGACAACAUUUCUCCCAAAAAUCACAAAAAAUAAAAGUGUUGUCAUUGUGUUGUCAAAUAAUGCAAAGAAAACAAGUUAAUAUUCAUAAAGUUUUAAGAGUUGAGAAAUCAAUAUUUGGUGGAAUAACCCUGGUUUUUAAUCACAGUUGUCAUGCAUGUUGGCAUGUUCUCCUCCACCAGUCUUACACACUGCUUUUGGAUAAUUUUAUGCCAUUCCUGUUGCAAAAAAAAUCAAGCAGUUCAGUGUGGUUUGAUGGCUUGUGAUCAUCCAUCUUCCUCUUGAUUAUAUUUCAGAGGUUUUUAAUUUGGUCAUCAUUUUUAAGUGGUCUCUUAUUUUUUCCAGAGCUGUAUGUAAGUGUAUGUAAGUGAGCUCUAUUCUGAUACUGGCUUGAUACCCUCAUGUUCUGGUUUCACCUCCACAAAAAAUGGUAAGAGCAGACGUAUGGAUGUUUGGCAGGAUGUUUUUGAAAUGAUUGCCUUCAAUCAUAGAUGGAGGUCCUCUCCUUUGGAAAACAGUGGAUAUAAGUAAUAUGGUGCCCCACAACACUCUCAUGUCCGUUUGUGUUGUGUUCGAAGGCUUGUUAGCUAUGGCAGAAUGUUGAGUUAGCAUAGCUAGCCUAGCAUAAUUUAUAAUCAGUGUAGACAGCAGGAGCCUAUUUAAUUAGAAAUUAUCUGAAAUAACUCAAUAACUCAAAGAAGAAAACUUAAAACUUAAAAGUGGGUGUGGACGAAUAAGGUGGAUAGCUUUAGCCUGAACAGAUGGGGCUACAUUGUUUAAGAAUGAAUAGUUGGGAAUGUUAAUUAAAAAAAUAAAUCAUUUAUUUAAAAAGAAAUAAAAAAGGAACAUUACGUUUUAUUAGAUCUGGGCUGUCCAUUUCAAACAUUUACUCUGUAAAGGUCACUCUUUAUUUUCUGCUCAUUUCUUAAUAAAGAGAGCUGUGUUAAAAUGACAAUUUGUGGUUAUAGGCAGACAGAGAUUAGAUUGACCAAUUUUUUUUAGUUGGAUUGAAAAUGUUGGAGCAGGGAAAACACAAAAAUGUGCAGGCCUGGGAUCUUCCAGGCCCUGGGUUUUAGAGUCACUGCAUUAACACAUGAACAAGCCUGUGCCAAGCAGAUCCCUUUAGAUGAGGAAACGCAGUAGAAUCUUCACUCCACAAAGAAGUCUGUUGGUUCGAGGUUCAGUGGAAGCCCUAAACUGAAGAGAAUAAGCUUGACUGCAGCCGAAUUAAUUGUGGAUAUUAAUUGCAAAAGUGCAGCAAUGCUGAAAAAAAAAACAACACGUUUCGUGCCACAUUUAUGCAAUAAAGGCUUAAGGCCUUCCAGCAUACUGCACUGGUUGCAAUAAAUAACCUGAGCCCUUUUCCGGCUUAAUUCCACUCCCCCCCACCACCACCACCACUAUCCCGCUCCCCCGACACUGGAGGAGGGCACUUCAUGCCAAAAGCUGCAGAGAGAGCAGGAUCCUUGUUCCAUAUGAGCUAUAAGACUUUGCACUGCACCUUAUCAGCAUUACCAACAGAUAGCACAAAACGACUCCCACACUCAGGUGCACAACCAGCAUUCAAGUGGAUUGAAGGGUGAAAGGCCUCGUACAGUUAUUUGUACAAUUGUUUUGGCAUUACAGAAUUUUAAGGUUUAAGUCUCUUUCACGAAGACAUGACUUGCUCUCCACCAAACAGUCUUCCCUUGUAUGAGUGUAGAUGACAGUAUUACAGACCCAGCGAUUCUGUGGCGAAAAAAAAAAAACUCCACUGGAAGGCUGCAUUAACCUCACCUUAAGCUCCCGAAUGCCAGCCUAAUCUCAUGUUCUGUUGAUCUACAGUACUUGUUCUCCCCACGGCGGAUUUGAUGAGCUGCAGCAGCAGACGGUUUCCGAGUUCCGCUGUCUUGAUCUAGACCACAUAUUACUGCCAACUCUGUCCCCCCCUGUGUGUAACAUGUCUGUCCUCUGUGUGGUCAUGGGUCAAACCUGUUGUUGCCCUGUGCACGUAUGUUCAUACGCUAUGUGGGUGCUUGUGUGGACCAAUUUUUUUUUCUUUUUGUAACAAUUGUACAAAGCCUUGCUAAGUUAACCUUUGUGUACAAAUGAUACAUAUGAUAAUAAUAAUAUAAUAUUUGUUUUGAA
Astyanax mexicanus (Mexican tetra) is the source of this 8568-nucleotide messenger RNA. It is a transcript of the gene arhgap23b, whose product is annotated as Rho GTPase activating protein 23b. The record is from RefSeq and is a predicted model, not a curated record. The coding region runs from base 932 to 5614 and encodes 1560 amino acids. Gene Ontology annotation, biological process: signal transduction. Gene Ontology annotation, molecular function: protein binding. NCBI's taxonomy places the organism in Eukaryota, Metazoa, Chordata, Actinopteri, Characiformes, Acestrorhamphidae. The transcript is spliced from 24 exons.